AUGGCGCCAGCUUACAAUGAAAAUGUGAUGAACGUGGAGGUCACAUCUCACGUUAGUAAUAAGUCUAGCAUUCUUAGUAGCGUUCUACACGGAAUACAAGAUGUGAGAUUGGAAGUUCGCAAUAUCACCGAACCUCUCAUCGGAGAACUCCAGAUUCAGAUCAAAUCGACUGGCAUCUGCGGUUCCGAUGUAAGCUAUUACAAGAAGUUCGCUAAUGGCGAUUUAUGUGCUUGUGCACCUCUGUCUCUUGGCCAUGAAGCUUCAGGUGUAGUUGUAGGGAUCGGACCUCAAGUCAAUGGCUUUGCUAUUGGUGAUCGAGUCGCCCUUGAGGUGGGCAUAUCAUGUGGUCAAUGUGAUAUCUGUAGGAAAGGAAGAUAUAAUCUCUGCAAGAAGAUGAGAUUCAGGAGUAGUGCAAAAAGUGUACCUCAUUUUCAGGGAACGUUGCAAGAGAGGAUCAAUCAUCCAGCUGUUUGGUGUUACAAGCUUCCAGAUCAUAUCUCAUUCGAUGCUGCUGCACUUUUGGAACCACUCUCCGUGGCAAUUCAUUCUGUGAAUCGAGCAGCACCUACACCUGGGUCCACAGCUGUUGUCAUCGGAGCUGGAGCAGUAGGCCUCCUCGUCGCUGCCAUGGCCCGUCAAUCUGGCUGCCCUAUCGUAACGAUAACCGACAUCUCCGCGAACCGGGUUCAAUACGCCCUCGACCACGGUUUCGCUACCCACGGAUACGUGAUUCCUCCUUCUAGCUCUAACUCCAGCGCUCCCUCUACUGCUCACUCCUCGGGAACCUCCACUCCUUCUCUAGCUUCAGGAACCACAACACCUAUCUCUUCCUAUACCACCAUCUCCGAUCGUCUCAACUCUGCCAAAUCCACUGCUUCCGAAAUCCUCUCCAUUUCAUCCCUAGAUGACAUCCUUGCCGAAGACGACCACGAAGGCGCUGACAUAACCUUUGAAUGCACCGGCAAAGAAAUUUGCAUGCAAACCGCCAUCUACAGCACCAAACCGGGUGGAAAAGUAAUCAUGGUCGGCAUGGGAACACCCAUCCAAACGCUCCCUCUCUCCGCUGCUCAUCUCCGCGAAGUAGAUAUUCUAGGUGUCUUCAGAUAUGCAAAUACGUAUCCGACCGGCAUCAGAAUGUUAGGUGCUAGCGGGAAGAAAGGAGGUCUUCCAAGCUUGGACAACAUGGUUACGCAUCGGUUUAAAGGUCUGGGAAUGGCAAAGCAAGCAUUUGAGUUGGCGGGAAAGACCAUGGAUGAGCACGGUGAUCUUAUCCUAAAGGUGGUUAUUGAGGUAUAG
Botrytis fragariae is the source of this 1296-nucleotide messenger RNA. Its product is annotated as putative sorbitol dehydrogenase protein. Gene Ontology annotation, molecular function: zinc ion binding; L-iditol 2-dehydrogenase (NAD+) activity. NCBI's taxonomy places the organism in Eukaryota, Fungi, Ascomycota, Leotiomycetes, Helotiales, Sclerotiniaceae. Bases 1 to 1296 code for a protein of 431 amino acids. The record is from RefSeq and is a predicted model, not a curated record. Gene Ontology annotation, biological process: D-sorbitol catabolic process. The transcript has 4 exons.